AUAUGGAAAAUAUCCUACUAGGAAUCUGGUGAUGGAGCUUCUUCAAGAACGGGACGCGGACACAAUCACUGUUUCUUCGGAUAAAAGUGUUUUUUUGGAUGCAUCAGAUUCAAGUGGUGUUGAGGAUGGAGUGCUUGAUGAUUUGGAAUUAAAUCCGUUUGACGGUUUGCCUUACUCAUCGCGUUUUUAUGAACUGCUCAAACAAAGAGAAAACCUUCCCAUAUGGAAAAUCAAAAAUGCCUUUGUGGAAACAUUACUUAAUAAUCAAAUUGUGAUUGUAUCUGCCGGAGCAAAAAGCGGAAAGAGUUCACAAAUCCCUCAGUGGUGUGCAGAAUAUUGCCUAUCAGUGCACUAUCAGCAUGGGACCGUAGCCUGUACGCAGGUACAGAAACAGACCUCAGUAUGGCUGGCCAUGAGAGUCGCAGAUGAAAUGGAUGUCAAUAUUGGACAUGAAGUUGGCUAUGUUGUGCCUUUUGAGAGCUGUUGUACAAACGAGACAAUCUUAAGGUAUUGUACUGAUGAAAUGCUGCUCAGAGAAAUGAUGUCCAAUCCUCUUUUAUCCUACUAUGGAGUCGUUAUCAUUGAUGAUAUUUAUGAAAGAUCAAUCUCAACGGACAUUCUCCUUGGUUUCCUUAAAGAUAUCUUGGUCACCAGGCCUGAGCUGAAAGCUGUAAUAAUCACACCUCCUGAACUGUCCGGUAACUUAGUUUCCUACUAUGGAAAUGUUCCCCUUAUAGAAGUUCAAGACACGUGUUCUGUGGAAGUGGUCUACACAUCGGGCCUUCAAACUGACUAUUUCAUCUCUUCGAUAAGGCUUCUUUUUGAGAUUCAUCAUUCAAAACAGGAAGGAGAUAUUGUUGUUUUCCUGGCUUGUGAAAAAGAAAUAAAAAGAGCCUAUGAGAUGAUCAUGCAGGACCGGUUAAAUGUAAACUCUGAAUUUGGUGAAUUGGUCCCCAUUGCACUAUAUCCCCAUCAGACAUGCUCUGACUACAUUCCGUAUGAAGGACUGGAUCACAGUUUCAAAGAUAAUAAAAGAAGAGUUGUGUUGACAACGAGUCUAGGCGAGUCUUUGAUCUGGAUGAGCAAUAUCUACUUUAUCAUUGAUGUUGGAAUAGAAAGGAGAAAGGUUUACAAUACCCGGAUCCGGGCCGAGUCCCUGGUAACGCAGCCAAUCAGUAAGGUUCAAGCUGAUAUGAGGAAGCAGAUUGUGAGCUCAUGCUCUUCAGGAAAAAUGUUUUGUUUGUACCCAGAAGAGUUUGCUCAGAACAAGAUGAAAUCAUCGUUGACUGCAAAAGUAGAAGAGUCCAAUUUGACAUCAAUGGUUUUGUUCCUGAAGAGAAUGGACAUUGCGGGUUUAGGCCAGUGUGACUUUAUUAGCCGGCCAGAUCCUGAAAGUUUAAUGCAGGCGUUGGAGGACCUGGAUUAUCUAGCUGCACUUGACGAUGACGGAAAUCUUUCUGAAUUUGGAAUAAUUAUGUCUGAGUUCCCACUGGAUCCACAGCUGUCAAAGUCUAUUUUAGCCGCCUGCGAAUUUGACUGCGUUGAUGAAAUUCUGACACUGGCUGCCAUGGUGACAGCUCCAAACUGCUUUACAAAUCUAUCCCUGGAGGGAGAAGAACCAGUUUUGACUCGUAAAACAAAGUUUUUACACCCUGAAGGAGAUCACUUUACCCUUAUCAACAUCUACAAAGCAUAUGAAGAGUUGAAAAGAUCCAACGCCAGCCAGUAUGAUGUUGAAAAAUGGUGUCAAGAUUAUUACCUAAGCUUUCCGGCACUGGAGAUGGCCUGCGUCAUUCGAAGCGAACUGCUUGACGUUAUGAAACGGAUUGAGCUUCCAGUUUCAGAACCUGCUUUUGGCUCAGAGGACAACGUGUUGAACAUAAAAAAAUCCCUUUUAUCAGGAUACUUUAUGCAGAUUGCCCGUGAUGUGGAUGGCCUGGGAAACUAUAUCAUGUUAACACACAAGCAAGUGGGUCAACUACACCCCGAUUCUGGCUAUUGUAUAAAGCAAAGGAUUCCAGAGUGGGUUCUUUUCCAUGAAUUCAGCAUCUCAGACAGAAGCUGCAUUAGGAUUACAUCUGAAAUCUCCCCAGAUCUGUUCAUGCAGUUUGUUCCCCAAUAUUACUUCAGCAAUCUCCCCCCGACUGAGAGUAAGGAAAUUCUACAGAAGGCUUCAGAAAACCAGUCUACAGUCUUACCAUUACCACCAGACGAGGAACUUGAUGCAUACGAUAACAUUGCUGACAGCUCUGCAGAUCAAAGAUGCAUUAUACAGUGAUUGUGCCUUAAAAAAAAUACAUAAAACAAGUGCAAUAUCAUGUUCCAAGACAAGAGACUUUAAUGAGUUGUACAUUUCCAAAAGAUUCAAUGAGCAUCAGGUACUUGUUUUACAAGGGUUCUGGAUUUCUAUUAUUUUUGUAUAAAGACUUUUU
Messenger RNA from Pelobates fuscus (common spadefoot toad), 2432 nucleotides. It is a transcript of the gene DHX32, whose product is annotated as DEAH-box helicase 32 (putative). Lineage: Eukaryota; Metazoa; Chordata; Amphibia; Anura; Pelobatidae. The coding region runs from base 32 to 2278 and encodes 748 amino acids. The transcript has 11 exons. The record is from RefSeq and is a predicted model, not a curated record. Gene Ontology annotation, cellular component: spliceosomal complex; intracellular anatomical structure. Gene Ontology annotation, molecular function: RNA binding; helicase activity.